This is a messenger RNA of Triplophysa rosa, 1572 nucleotides long. RefSeq names its product G protein-coupled receptor 35, tandem duplicate 1 (gene gpr35.1). Lineage: Eukaryota; Metazoa; Chordata; Actinopteri; Cypriniformes; Nemacheilidae. Gene Ontology annotation, biological process: positive regulation of Rho protein signal transduction; phospholipase C-activating G protein-coupled receptor signaling pathway. The transcript has 2 exons. The record is from RefSeq and is a predicted model, not a curated record. Gene Ontology annotation, molecular function: G protein-coupled receptor activity. Bases 640 to 1557 code for a protein of 305 amino acids. Gene Ontology annotation, cellular component: membrane.
AAAUACAUUUAUUCAUCGACUGAGUUUUUUUCUUUAGGUUUUGUCUGAUACACUGGUUACAGUGCCUAAACCUGCAGUUUGCAUUAUAAGAGGCUUUCAAGACCGUACAAGUCAAGGUGGGAAAUAACAGCUAUUGGAAACUUUAGAUGAUAUUUUCUAUAUUUACGUUUUCAUUUAACAUUAUUUAACGUCUAUUAACAUGGUUCAACUGAAUCGCAACUUGCCAAACUGAUCUUACAAAAAUUUCCAGUAUCUGAGAUGGCAUGAAUUGAGUAUGCAGUGUUGUAUCAAAAAUAGACUACAGACUAUCCUAAUUUUCUGGUGAUCUUUCGAUCUGCUCUUCUUAUUUUCAGUAAAGUUACGAAUUGUGUUUUUGUUAGUAAAAUGUUGACGGGGUGAGUACUUCGGUGGGAGGAAUACCGAGCAUGUUUGUGCUCGUCCUUUUGUCAAACAACGUGUGAAGUAUUUUACAAGUACUUUACUCGAGUCCUAUCUUUGUCUCUGAUAUUCCCCAGGUCUUCAAGAGCAAGAAGCAACUCUUUCUACCCUGUGUGAGAAGUACAAUCCUAUAUUUGUCUGUUUGCAUUUUGGUCUGAUAUUGCAGGUGACAGGCUUUUUUACCAUUCACAGAAGUUGAAGAUGCACAAUUGCGCUUUGAACUGCACCAUCAACUGCACCCUGAGUGUCACCAGCACCAUCCUAAAGCUCCAAAAAGUCACAUCUAUACCUACGUUUAUCCUGGGGCUUCUUGUAAACAUCUACGUGUUCGUGAUCUUCUCCCGCCGUCCCAGAAAGGAAUGGACAAACAUGAUGAUCUACAUCACCAACAUGGCCAUCGCCGACAGCGUCGUAUUGGUGAUCCUCCCCAUCAUGACGUAUUACUACAACGUCGAAUUACACAAAGACUUAAUGGUCAUAUGCAACAUUCUUUUGUCAAUUUAUUACGUGAACAUGUACGUGAGCAUCUUCACGGUGACGGCCAUUAGCGUUGUGCGCUACAUCGCUAUCAGGUUUCCGCUAAAAGCGCGGGAAACCCUCUCAAGGAGAAGCGCGCUCGUGGUUUGCGCGCUUAUAUGGCUGGUCAUCGUCUGUAUUUGCCCCGUUUACUUUCUAAAAGACUCUAGCAAUGACAAAACCAUGUGUUUUCAGCGGGUUAGAGAAUCUCUGUCGUUGCAUUUUAUACUUUUGUUGGCUCUAGUCGGGUUCCUCUUGCCGUUUCUCAUCGUGUUGUUUUGUUCCAUCAGAGUCAUUUGUACUUUGAGAAAACAGCUAGAUGUUGGCUUCCGUUUUGAAAAGCUCCAAUGCAUGUUUAUAAUUGCGGCGAAUUUGAUUGUUUUUGUCAUAUGCUUCCUUCCCAUCCACUGUGGUUUUCUUUUAAAGUACAUUGCGCAGGCGCACGAGUUCAGCUGCGACGCGCAGGUGUUCGCCCACAACUUCGUGCACGGCGCGAUGUGCGUUUCCAUCAUGAAUUGCGGUUUGGACAGCUUCAGUUAUUAUUUUGCAUCCAAAACUACGUGGAAUGUAUGUGGCAGGAAUGAAAGAAACGAAAGCCUCUGAAUGAUCUCAUAAAUG